AGAGAGAGAGAGUGCAUUGAUGAACGAAUUUGAUUGAAAAUGAUUGUGUUGAGAAUUUCAUUCACAAAAUGUAAAUUGACAGCAUUGUAAGUUGACAAUAUGCAGUUGAACAAGCACACAUAUUCACCUGUCAUUCAUUUGGACCUUAGAUCAACAACAGUCAAAUGAUCUCAACCGUUUAAAACAAAUGUUGAACUUGUCACAUAUUCCUCUCCUCUACUUCAAUAUUUCCACUUGGAAAUUUGCUGGUUUUAUAUUUUGUAAAAUACUAUUGAAGAAUGUGACAAGUUCCUAAAUGUAAUAUUUUUACUUCAAGAGUUGACAUUUGACAAAUUCUUCGAUAAACAUGUGAACGAGGCCUGUUGGGAGCCACGAUCAUUUAUCUUUGUCGUAUCGAAGAAAGACCAGUUCGCUUCUGCUGCAUUACUUGUUAUAUAAUCCAACUCCUCCCACCAUUUACAAAUACACAAUAAAGUCCACAACAGAAAUAUAGCUAGCUAUCUUGCAAAGAUAUGGCAGAGGCAGCUAUUUUCUCUGCAGUAAAAUCUCUAGGCGUGUUGGUCGUCGAAAAGGCCGGUUUCCUACAAGGCGUUGAGGAACAGGUGAAGUGGUUGAAACGCGAGCUCAAAAGAAUGCAAUGUUACCUGAAAGACGCGGCAGAAAAACAACCCCAGAACGAGAGCAUUCGGCAAUGGAUAUCCGACAUCAGAGAGGUGGCUCAAGAUGCCGAGGAUGUCAUCGAAACCUUCAUUCUCAAAUCCAACACCCCGAGAAGUAGUGAAAUGUCAUUUCAUGAGAGGGUGAUUUCCAUACCCAAACAUUUGUAUCACCUCAACGUGGUAGGGAAAGAGAUCGACUCCAUCAAAGCCAAGCUCCAAGACAUCGAGAGAAGCCGUGUGAGAUACGGAAUUCAAUAUAUUGGCGAAAUGACGGAAUCUACUAGAAGAUCCGAGGUGGGAGAAGUUGAGUGGCGGCGUCGGUUGUCUCCUUGGCAAAAAGACGAACACUUGGUGGGCUUGGAACGAGACAUGAAAUUACUCCUUGAAAAUGCAAUCUUGGACGGAAGGGAAGGUCUAGCUGUUGCAACGGUCGUUGGCAUGGGCGGGAUCGGAAAGUCAACUCUUGCCAAGAAAGUGUACAACCAUUCGGGUGUGGCUAAACGAUUUGACAUGCGUGCAUGGGUUGUGGUUUCCAGUGAUUUCAUGCCGAGAGACAUAAUCAAAGAGCUAAUGCUACAAGUUUUGGACCCCAAAGAAGACAAGCUGAAGGUGCUAGAGACUAUGGAGAAGCUAUCGUUGGCAAGCGUCCAACGGAUGCUCCACGAACGAUUGUGCGGUAAGCGGUAUUUCAUAGUUCUUGACGACAUCUGGGAAAACAAACAUUGGGAGUCUUUGGCAAGUGUUUUCCCCGUUGAAGGUACGGCUUCUAACAUGUCUAUUUUUAUGUGUUUUGGAAGAAAAUAUUAUGCUACCUUUCAUUACAUCAAUUCUACAGGUCAAGGAAGUAGAUUGUUGCUUACAAGUCGUGAUCGGAACAUCACAAAGCAUGCUCGUUAUAUUCAUGAGAUGAAAUUGUUAGACUCUGAACAAAGCUGGAAAUUGUUCAUGAAGAAGGCAUUCAUCGACAACAAUGAAGGCAAAUGUCCGGAAGACUUGUACGAUAUAGGGAGAGAGAUCUUGAGGAAGUGUGAUGGUCUGCCAUUAGCCAUCUCUGUGGUCGGAGGCCUACUGGUUGAUAGGAGCCCGUCAAAGAGUAAAUGGGAGAACGUUUCGAAAGAAAUAAACACUCAUUUGGGAACAAAGGAAAGCAGUGUAUCAGAAAUUCUGGAGUUAAGUUACCGCAAUUUGUCUCCAGAACUGAAGUCGUGCUUCUUAUGUCUAGGCUUCUUCAAAGAAGAUGCCACCAUCCGCACAAAAAGAUUGAUACAUGUGUGGGUUGCCAAUGGCUUCAUCCAACAAGGAAGAAGAGGAGAAAAUACAACAAUGGAGGAAAUAGGUCAAAAUUAUUUAGAUGAGUUGAUCAAUCGAAAUAUGGUUCAAGUAAAGGAUAUGAGUUACGAUGAGAGCGUGAAAAAUUGUCACAUCCAUGAUCUUCUUCGCGAGCUAUCCAUACGAAAAGCAAAGGAGGAAAUAAGUUUUGAGAUCCGAAGGGGGGAAGGGAAUUCUCAAUCCUUGGAUAAACCUCGUCACUGCGCUAUUUAUUGUAGCACAGAAACGUUCAUUUACUCGGCGGCAGGUAAAAAUAAGUAUGUUCGCUCUGUUUUCGUCCAUGGAUAUGACAAUCGUACUGAUGUUAAACCAUCUUAUUUGAAAAGUUUUGAACUUCUAAAGAUCCUUGAUUUUGAAAAUUUUAUGUUGUACGAGUUGCCUGAUACAAUUGGUGAACUGACUGGAUUAAGGUACUUGGGAUUAAGAAAUUCACGCAUACCGGAGCUCCCACGCUCGUUGGGUCGCCUUAAAAAACUUGAGGUUCUCGAUGUAGCGAAAUAUAAUACAAAUGUGCCAAAUGUUAUAUGGAAAAUGGAUACCCUGCGUCAUCUUUACAUGUAUCAUUUUGAUUAUACGAGGACGCCUAUAAGACUAGAUACCCUAAAGAAUCUUCACACACUGUCCUACAUUCGGACGGAUCAUGUUGAUCCCAAGCACCUAACACAACUUGCAAGUCUUCGGACAUUGGGCAUAGUUAUCCGUUCGUCUGAUUACGAAUUCAGCACACUUUGUAGCUCACUGAAGAAUCUUGUUUGUCUAAAAGUAAGAAACAUAAACAUGUACCGGAUAAGCAUGGACGUUCUUGGUACUAUGUGCAAUCUCACUACACUUAAACUGGUAGGUGGACUUACCAAGUUACCUGAUUUACCUCCGAAUCUUUCUUACUUGACCUUGAUAUAUGCUGGUCUCCUUCACGACCCAAUGCCAGUGCUGGAGAAGCUACCAAAGUUAUUGGCGCUGAAAUUGGAUCGUGCAUAUUAUAAAGGUCGAAAAAUGGAGGUAUCAGAGAAAGGAUUUCCGAGGCUUAAGGUCCUCAUUCUUCGUGAAAUGUGGUAUCUGGAGACUAUACAAGUUAGAAAUGAAGGUGGAAUGCAGGAGCUCAAACGAUUGGAAAUAUACAAAUGUUCGAAUCUUGUGAAAAAACUCCCAGAAAAGCUGAGAUUAAUCACAAUAUUGCUCGAAAAGUAG
Molecule: messenger RNA, 3176 nt
Organism: Erythranthe guttata (spotted monkey flower)
Lineage: Eukaryota; Viridiplantae; Streptophyta; Magnoliopsida; Lamiales; Phrymaceae
Source: RefSeq, a predicted model, not a curated record